Herpailurus yagouaroundi (jaguarundi) is the source of this 1195-nucleotide messenger RNA. It is a transcript of the gene EFNA4, whose product is annotated as ephrin A4. Gene Ontology annotation, biological process: ephrin receptor signaling pathway; axon guidance. The record is from RefSeq and is a predicted model, not a curated record. NCBI's taxonomy places the organism in Eukaryota, Metazoa, Chordata, Mammalia, Carnivora, Felidae. Bases 1 to 597 code for a protein of 198 amino acids. Gene Ontology annotation, molecular function: ephrin receptor binding. The transcript has 4 exons. Gene Ontology annotation, cellular component: plasma membrane.
AUGCUGAUCCGGGCCUCCCUCUCCGAGGCCAUGACUGUGCUGCGUACCCCUCCCUCCAUGCCCAGCUGUGCAGCAGCCCCAGACCUGGCAUUUGUCAAGCUGCUCGGAGGAGACGCGGUGGUGGAGCUGGUCCUCAACGACUACCUAGACAUUUUCUGCCCUCAUUAUGAUGGGCCAGGGCCCCCGGACGGCCCCGAGACGUUUGCUUUAUACAUGGUGGACCGGCAGGGCUAUGAGGCCUGCCAGGCCCAGGGCCCGGGCGCCUUCAAGCGCUGGGAGUGCGCCCUCCCUUUCGCUCCCUUUGGUCCUGUUCGAUUCUCAGAGAAGAUUCAGCGCUUUACACCCUUCUCCCUUGGCUUCGAGUUCUUGCCUGGAGAAACCUACUACUACAUCUCGGUACCGGCCCCGGAGAGUUCUGGCCGCUGCUUGAAGCUGCAGGUGUCUGUCUGCUGCAGGGAGAGCAAGUCGGAGUCGGCCCAUCCCGUCGGAAGCCCUGGAGAGAGCGGCACCUCUGGGUGGCAAGGGGGAGGGGCUCCCAGCCCUCUCUGUCUCUUGCUGCUGCUGCUCCCAAUUUUGCGUCUCCUGCGAAUCCUCUGAGCCCAGCGGACCCCUCCUGCCACCCCAGGAGCGACAGCCCUCCCAAGACUCCCUGGAGGAGGGCCCCCAGCGUCAAGCCAGCCAGACCGAUGGAAGAGUGAUGGGGGCGGUCGGAGGGUCCGAGGUGACCUUCCAGGGGCUGGCCCCUUAUCACAGGCUGAAGAGUUGCUGCAGGGAGCUGCACACCGCCCUGCCCCCCCCCCCCACGCCCCUCCCCCGCCCCCGGAGCCCAGGCAGGACAAACACAGGGUCUCCCUCCGCUGCUUUGAUGUUCUUUGCCCAUCCCCCCAGAAGGACUGGGAUUUUGGUGGGAUGGAAUCCUUGAGCCUGUUGGGGGCCAAGACCGAAGACCCUGGGACAGGUGGAUUGCCAGACCAGGGCAAAGAAGAGGCUGAGGCCUGUGCCCGGCACCCUGGGGGCCACUUCCCUGGGGCAGCAUCCCCCCCCCCCCCCACCCUGGCGGGGGGUGCCACUCGCUUGUCUUCUGUGAAGACAGACUUGCCAUGAGGCUGGACAUCAUGCCAGUUUGUAUUUUUAUAAGUGUCUGGACCAAACCCUCAAUAAACCACCCCCCUUUUUUGUUGCUCUGCCCCACCCA